Messenger RNA from Brachypodium distachyon (stiff brome), 1536 nucleotides. RefSeq names its product formamidopyrimidine-DNA glycosylase. The record is from RefSeq and is a predicted model, not a curated record. Lineage: Eukaryota; Viridiplantae; Streptophyta; Magnoliopsida; Poales; Poaceae. The transcript has 10 exons. Gene Ontology annotation, molecular function: DNA-(apurinic or apyrimidinic site) endonuclease activity; oxidized purine nucleobase lesion DNA N-glycosylase activity; zinc ion binding. Bases 136 to 1344 code for a protein of 402 amino acids. Gene Ontology annotation, biological process: base-excision repair. Gene Ontology annotation, cellular component: nucleus.
UCAACGGAAUCUCAAAAGAAAAAGGCCGUUUGGGGCCCAAAACAUUCGUUCCUCGGCGACGUGCUGCCUGCCGCCGACUUGGGCCCUGUCGCGCUACUCGCUCACUGGGCCGCCUGCCGGAGCCGGAGAGAGAGGAUGCCGGAGCUGCCGGAGGUGGAGGCGGCGCGGCGGGCGCUGGAGGCGCAUUGCGUGGGUCGGCGCAUCGCGCGCUGCGCCGUCGCGGACGACCCCAAGGUCGUCGUCUCCACCAGCCGCGUGGCCUUCGAGCGCGCCAUGGUCGGCAGGACCAUCGUCGCCGCGCGCAGGAAGGGCAAGAACCUCUGGCUCCGCCUCGACGCCCCUCCCUUCCCCUCCUUCCAGUUCGGAAUGGCAGGUGCAAUCUACAUUAAGGGUGUGGCCGUCACAAACUACAAGAGGUCGGCUGUCAGCACCGCGGACGAGUGGCCUUCCAAGUACUCCAAAUUCUUUGUUGAGCUUGAUGAUGGCUUGGAGUUUUCCUUCACCGAUAAGAGGCGCUUUGCAAGAGUUCGGUUGUUUGAUGACCCUGAAACUGUACCCCCAAUUUCUGAGCUUGGUCCGGAUGCUCUCUUUGAGCCGAUGUCUGUUGACAAUUUUGUGGACUCAUUGAGUAGGAAGAAGAUUGGAAUAAAAGCUCUUUUACUUGAUCAGAGCUUCAUAUCAGGCAUUGGUAAUUGGAUUGCAGAUGAGGUGUUUUACCAGUCAAGAAUCCAUCCAUUACAAAUUGCUUCGAGCCUAUCAAGGGAGAGUUGUGAAGCACUACACAAAAGCAUCAAAGAGGUCGUGAAAUAUGCUGUGGAAGUUGAUGCUGAUUGUGACCGUUUUCCAGUGGAAUGGUUGUUUCAUCACCGCUGGGGCAAGAAGCCUGGUAAAGUCGAUGGAAAGGAAAUUGAAUUCAUAACAGCUGGUGGAAGGACGACGGCCUACGUGCCACAACUGCAGAAGCUGACUGGCACCCAAUCUAACAAAAUGGUAGCGGCUAACCCAGGACAACUCAGUGCAGAUGGUGACGCCGCCAAUGAAGUAUUGGCAGAUGGAGAAGAUGAUGAUUUGAAACCACGAAAGAGAGUUGCAACAUUCAGGGCUGUCAGGGGACAGCAAAAGAAGGAUGCCAUAAGUGCUCCCUCCAGAAAAACAAGGAAAAAUGUUGGUGGCAAGGAGAAACCGAGUAUUGAACAUAUCGAAAAUGAAGAUGUUGACACCAUGGGACCAAAUAAAAUUGGCAGCACUAGCAAUGACGAGCAUGGUUUGGACAAACCUACUGCUAGGGCGGGCAAGAUACCAGAUCGGGUAACAAGGAGGAAUAAGAUGAAGCCCAGCAAAUAGUAAAUCAGGAGCGGGAGAGAGAGAGAGAGAGAGAGAGAGAGAAGAAAUCCAGUGUGUAUGCUCCACGAUCAAACGUCAUUUUGGUGUACAUAUAUGCUGCAUACAUGCUAGCUUGAUGCUAGCAACUUGCCAGUGGAUAUGAAACCAUUUGAAAAUCUUCCGAAUCGUGCACCUUUGUCUCUAUUUUCUGAA